GGAGCUAUAAGACCAUCAACCUCAUCUGGUUUCUCAGAGCCUCGAGUCAGUUUUCUAAACACUCGCGCUCGCACGCAGAGGAAUGACAUGGUGCUCGGCUGUGCAGGUUUCUCUUAGAGGGGUCGAGGAGCAAUCGUCAAGGCAUGGAAUUUAGCCGAAUGAAACCCUGAAAGCCGCUUCGCUGUUUGGACUGGACACUGAACCGUUCCAGCUGACCUUGGAAAACUGAAAGGAGGGAAGACGAUUCGUGUGACGCAAGUGUACAUCCAGUUCCAAAAUGGCAAUCCCCAAUGACCUCUCCCUUUUCAACUCCACCUCUUCCCCCUAUUUGAUGACGGAGGUCUAUCUGAACGCUUCCCUCGCCCCUUCUGCUCCCCCCUGCCUAGACUGGCCUCCUGUACCCAUGACCACGGUCAUACCCACCAUCUACAGUGUUAUCUGUGUGCUGGGAACCAUAGCCAACGCCUUGGCGGUGUGCGUGUUGGCCCAUGGCAAUGCUUCGAGGAGAACUAUGGCUAACACCUUCAUGCUGAACCUCUGUGUGUCUGACCUGUUGUUCCUGCUGUCUCUCCCGCUGUGGGCCGUCUACUACUCCUGGGGCUACAGCUGGCCCUUUGGCCAGGUGGCCUGUAAAAUCUGCGGAGCUCUCCAUAACCUCAACCUCUACGCCUCUAUCUUCUUCAUCACGUGCAUGAGCAUGGACCGCUACCAGGCCAUCGUGCACCCGCUCCGCUCCCAGAGUGCACGAGACCCCAAACGUGCCAGGAUCCUGUGCAUCCUGGUGUGGGUUCUGGCAUGUGCCUGUUCAGCCCCUACCUUGGCCCUGAGGGACACCUACAAACUGGAGGCGCUCGGUGUGGAAGCCUGUGUGAUUAAGUAUCCUGAUGAUGUCUGGUAUAUGACCCUGACCUGGAUGAAGAUUGUUCUGGGCUUCUUGCUGCCGCUGCUUGUCAUUUCCUGUUGUUACUGCGCCAUUGGUAAACACUUGUUGGCUGAUACGGGGUUGGGAAGAAUGCAGAAACCGUCACAUCACCCCCACACAAACUCUUUUAAAUCACUGGAGUCCCACGAGGGAUGUUGUAAACCAGAGAGACCCCCGACCCCUUGUGUCAGCCCUAGCUCCAGCAGCGGGGCCAGAGCCUUGGAGGGGAGGGGGCUGGAGAGAGUGUUGUGGACCGUGGCCGCUGUGGUCCUGGCAUUCUUCAUCUGCUGGUUCCCCUUUCACUGCCUGACCUUCAUGGAUGUGCUGGUGAGCAAGGGCUGGCUGGACAGCUGCUGGGUGAAUUGGAGCAUCCACAAUCUCACCCCUCUCACCCUUUGCUUGGGCUUCUCCAACUCGGCCAUCAACCCCGUGCUCUAUUGCUUUAUCGGGAACCAUUUCCGGGGCCGUCUCGGGGGCCUCUGCAAGGGUGUAUGUGCUUGUUUGAAGGCCCGUGGGGAGGAGCACAGCCAGAAGAGGGGCUCCUUCAGCACCAGGCUGAGCUCCUUCUCUCGAAAACUCAGUGACCUCAAAGACCUGGCGAUUGUGGAGCCCUCUGGUCCUCCAGCCUAGCAGACCCCCCUCUCCCCAGCUUCAGUUUCGCACUCCUCAAAGAAGGAACAUGAAAUAACUGCUGACUUCCAUUACACAGACGUGUGAGACAGAGCUGUUACGACAGCGGACUAAGUCAAAUUCCUGCAGCGCUCAACUUUGCCUUACAAAGCUGAACCUAGAAAUAUCACCUGUGUACAGCUUCUAUAAACUUUACUGAGCUUCAUAGUGAGUUUCAAUUUAUUGUUUUGCUAUUGGGCUGAACAUAUUUCUGUGUUGUGUUGGUGUUAUGGAUCACUAGUGUUAUUGUGCUAGCAUAAGCAGGUGACAAAACAUCACAGAGUCACUGUACAUUAUAUGCUCAGCAAGAAGGCAGCUGACAGAUACAGUUAGCAACUAGCUAUCAAAGGUAGUGGAGCAUUUAUCGGCUAAAGACCAAAGAUAUUUUGCUCAGUAGUUGCUAUAAACUUUAAACAAAGCAAAAACGAAAAUAAUACUGAGUAAUACUUGCUUAUAUUCUCAAGUUGGACACAAACACAUCUCAGUGAAUGCCCCUCUCACUGCGCUUAUUCAUGUACGUCAUUACGUUAUCUGCUUGUUAGCGUGCUAAAUUGAUAGCCUCUGUGGUUUUUGGACAGCAACAGUGACCGAGCAGCAGUGGUCGCAUGACUUUCUCAAUGAUAAGAUGUUAACACUUGAACACCAAACAUUUAUUACACACAUGUUACGACAUGUUAUUAUCACGGGAAGUCGUGUACACAAAACGUUUGGUAACAUCUAAGCUAGCAAGCUAACGAGCAGGUAACACUGAAAUGAGGCUGUUAGUAAUAUCCACAUUUUCCUCUGACAUGAGAUAUGUUCAUGAAAAAUUAAAUAGAUUAAAAUUAGAUAUGUUAACUUUCCAUCCACCAAAUUAUCAACUUCCUGUCAGUGUUGUUGCUCUGUAGUCUACCUCCUGGAUAUGUAAGGAAGCAACAGUUAGCUAAUAUUUUCGUCAAAUCAACAAAAACAAUUUUUAUGUUAAUGUUUUAUUCUCUAUUUGUCACAACUCCCAUGCGGUAAAAUAGAUAGAUAAAUAAAUAAACAAUUUAGUUACUGAGUGAAGGAAUAAGUCUUUAAUCUGCAAGGGAAGCCACAGCCAUGCUAAACUAGGCAAGUCAAAUUUUAGCCAUUUUGUCUGCUAUUUUCUCCCUCACAGUCAGAUUAGCCAAACAGCCUCAUUAAUAAUAAUUAAUAAUGACUGUCGUAACUGUCGAAUGACCUACAUUACUUUGCAAGUAAAAUUACAGUUUAAGUAAAAUUAGCUUUAACUAGUAAAAUUAGCUUCAACUAAGGCUAAUUAGGGUUAAUUGUUAAUUUAACUUGUUUGUUAAAAGCUGUUUUGUAGUUUUGCAAAUGUUACAUCAUAUAUUUUGUUCAAAAUCUAUGUAUAAUAAUAAUUUAUAAGAUAAGGCAAAUUUAAGUUUUUGAUCUUUGUUGUUCAUUGUUGCUGCAUUUCUCUUUUGGGAGCAAAACGUGCUAGAAGAUAAAUGUCAUGUAUAACCUGUCAUACCAAUGGUACUUUUUCUCUUCUUUCUGGGGGACCAAAAUAUUAUAUGUGUAAUCAGCUUGUAACUUUUUAUUGUACUCUAAUGUUAAAAUGGUUUAAAAGGAAUAACACUGCCUUUCUUUGACUUGAUAAGAAAUAAAGUGAAGAAAUAUUUCCAUCAAAA
Messenger RNA from Mugil cephalus (flathead mullet), 3243 nucleotides. It is a transcript of the gene agtr2, whose product is annotated as angiotensin II receptor, type 2. The transcript is spliced from 2 exons. Gene Ontology annotation, molecular function: G protein-coupled receptor activity. The record is from RefSeq and is a predicted model, not a curated record. Gene Ontology annotation, cellular component: membrane. NCBI's taxonomy places the organism in Eukaryota, Metazoa, Chordata, Actinopteri, Mugiliformes, Mugilidae. Gene Ontology annotation, biological process: immune response; G protein-coupled receptor signaling pathway. Bases 278 to 1552 code for a protein of 424 amino acids.